Messenger RNA from Monodelphis domestica (gray short-tailed opossum), 1920 nucleotides. RefSeq names its product decorin (gene DCN). NCBI's taxonomy places the organism in Eukaryota, Metazoa, Chordata, Mammalia, Didelphimorphia, Didelphidae. Gene Ontology annotation, molecular function: protein binding. The record is from RefSeq and is a predicted model, not a curated record.
ACAUUUUAAAGGGCUCCUAUACUUUGUCUGGGGGUUGGCUUUUUUUUUUUUUUUAAGUUUUGCUUCUUGAACGGAUGUUUCUAAACACAGAUGUCUUUUUUCUUACGACGAAUAUCUGCCUUUCUGCACGAAUAUUGGUUCUCUGUUCCUGAAAGUCAAUGAAAUAAACCAUGAAAGCUACUAUCAUCUUCCUCCUUCUUGUACCAGCAUGCUGGGCCAAACCAUUUCAAACGGGCUUAUUUGACUUUAUGCUAGAGGAUGAAGCCUCUGGGGAUGUUUCCACUGAACGUUUUCUUUCCCCAGAUCCAAUGGGGCCAAUAUGCCCCUUUCGUUGCCAGUGCCACCUUCGAGUUGUUCAGUGUUCUGAUUUGGGCCUGGAAUCAGUACCAAAAGAUCUCCCUCCAGACACAACUCUGCUGGAUUUGCAGAACAACAAAAUUACUGAAAUAAAGAUGGGAUUUUAGAACCUGAAGGAUCUGCAUGCUUUGAUUCUGGUUAACAACAAAAUCAGCAAAAUCAGUCCUGGAGCCUUCACUCCUCUGGUGAAACUGGAAAGGCUUUACUUGUCCAAGAAUCAGCUGAAGGAACUACCAAUUAAAAUGCCCAAGUCCCUCCAGGAGCUGCGUGCCCAUGAAAAUGAGAUCACCAAACUGAAGCCUGCCGUCUUUGAAGGACUCAAUCAGAUGAUUGUCAUAGAACUGGGCACCAACCCCCUCAAAAGUACAGGAAUCGAGAAGAGGACCUUUUCUGGAAUGAAGAAGCUCUCCUAUAUCCGAAUUUCAGACACUAAUAUAACUUCUAUCCCUCAAGAUCUCCCACCUUCUCUCACUGAACUCCAUCUUGAUGGCAACAAGAUCACAAAAGUAGACGUAAACAGUCUGAAAGGAUUGGCCAGCUUGACUAAAUUGGGUCUUAGUUUCAACAGCAUUUCUGCAGUAGAAAAUGGAUCUCUGGCCCACGCACCCCGCCUGAGAGAACUUCACUUGGACAACAACAAGCUCAUCAAAGUUCCUGGAGGCCUGGCAGAGCAUAAAUAUAUUCAGGUGGUCUACCUCCACAACAACAACAUUUCCAAUGUGGGAUCCAAUGACUUCUGUCCCCCAGGCUACAACACCAAAAAGGCCUCUUACUCAGGUGUGAGCCUUUUCAGCAACCCAGUACGAUACUGGGAAAUCCAGCCAUCGACCUUCCGAUGUGUCUAUGAACGCUCCGCCAUCCAGUUGGGGAACUAUAAAUAGAUCUGGAGAGAGAAUAUAAGCGAAAGAGGGGGUUCAGUUGUAUAACAACAAAAAAUAAUGUGGGAAAAGCCUGUUAGUGUAAAGCUAGAUACUGGAAACCUAAUUGUCAAGUGGGCUUUCCCUUGACAAUUCACUAUGCAUUUAGACCCAAUAUGCAGUUGAAAUAAUUGCCUACCAUGAUUUAAAAAAAAUAAUAAUAUUUUGCCUGCAAUUUUCAGUCUAUUUUCUGAAACAUCUUUGAGUUACUAUCAAUUUCCAUAAAUCAUUGUAUAUGAGAUUUAGAGUAGACAUUUGUCUAACAUUUGGUCAUUAAACUUUAACUUUUGAAAUCUUGGGAAUGGAUCAAGUUAAAAAAGGUCACUUUUAUUUGUUUAUUUGUUUUUCUUUUUUGUUAAUUCCAGAGGCAACCAUUUUCUUUGGCUUUAAUUCAAACCCUGGAGGUUUACUUAUUAAUAUCCACUAUCAUCUUUUAAGCAUCAUGUUGAAUGUAUCUAUUUACACAGGCUAUGUAAAAAGCACUAUCAUUGUUUUGGUAAAUAAAUACUCAUAAUGUAUUCAUAUAUACAUUUUUUUAUAAAAAAAAAUAAGUGUUGGUUUACAAACCUUCCCUGAACAGAAUCUUUUGAAGAAAGCACAACUCACUUUGGCUACAAAAAUAAUAAAUCAUUUCAAGUUCCAGGCA